This is a messenger RNA of Symbiodinium natans, 1272 nucleotides long. The record is from the annotation of a GenBank genome assembly. Lineage: Eukaryota; Dinophyceae; Suessiales; Symbiodiniaceae.
AUGGAAACCGAAUCCUGCCACAGUGGGUCCGUUGCCGGCCCAGAGCAGGAGGGUGGGAGCCAGCUGAACUUUCAGACAAUGCUGGACGCGGCACUUACCAGUGCUCUAAGCAAGUAUGACAGCAUAGGCACCUACUUCAGUGACGGCAUGUCCGUGGCAGCUGUUGCCGAGAUGCUGGCGCAAGAAAUGCGGCAAGACGAGGACCUCAGGCCCAGCAUCACGACGCCUUUCCGCGAAGAGCAGUUGCGGAAGUUUGUGAUGCAGAUGGUCGGCAAGAGCUAUGGGCUCUGGAAGAAGGGGAGCUGCAGGGUGAAGAACGAUGACAGCAGGGGACAGGACUCGGGAAUGGCAUGGGCCAGCAUUGACAACUAUGCGACAUGGGUCUACGAGCAGGUCAGCGCGUACCGUAGCGCCCAGCCAGGGGAGCAGACCAUGAUGCGGAGGGAGCUUGAGAGGGCUCUCCUGGAGCUGCCCCUCCACUCGGCCACCAUCAAGUACGACGGCACCUGCUUCGGGAAGCUGGACAAUGGCGCACUCUCCGGACGCCGGCAUCUCGUGGGCAAGGAGGCUGAAACAUACCUCAACACAAGCACCGCUGCCUGCCGCGGCUGCACCAUCGAGCUCGUGCGCGCGGAGCUCUCGCGGGUCCUCUGCAUGGAGCUCGCCCCAGGAUCGGUGUGUGCUUGGGGGGAGCUCAUGUGCAACCCUGGAUACUACAACUACCUUGAGCGGGGGCUUUCCGAGAAGUGGAUCUGCUUCGGCGUGGUGGUGAAGCUACCGAAGCUCGAGGAUGCGACGGACAUCCUCGCCUUGUCCGAGAAGCUGCAAGAGGGAGGCUUCGCACACAGCAUCUCUCCGGAGGGACAGAAAGCCCGACUGCUCCUAUGCCCCGCCCUCCGGCAGCUGCUGACGGAAGCGGGUUGCGAAGUGGCCGACGGCCUGCCGCAGUCGACCCACGCCGAAGUCGUCGAAAGCAUGGCGAGAAGCCUCAGAGAUGGAGAGCACGAGGGAGUUGUGCUGGUCUUCCGGAACCCUGGAGGUCAAGCUUCCGUCCGGAAGUGGAAGAACUCCACCGAGUGCCAGGGCGCAAGCAAGAGGCACGCGGCUCAGCUCCGCAGCCUUUGCGUCCGGGAUCUGGCGGAUCGGGGACAGCUAGAUGCCCGAGUUGCCGACAUGGUGGAGACCAUGAUCACGGUUGCAGAAGCAGAUACAACCGUCCGAAAGCUGGGCAGGAACAACGUCCGAAAGUUGCAGAAGGACCGAGAGCAGUAG